GAUGUGCUAAGAUUUCAAAUUGCUUAAUAUUUUUCCUUCAGAAUAAUAUUUAUAAUUUAAAUUAAAUGUAUAUUUAAAUCAGUUCAAAACAGAAACCCAUCUAAAUUAUUAUUUCUUUAGAAAAUGAAGCAAAAGACUUGCCAAUUGCUAAGGAAGAAAUUAUUAACAUUGUGGCUUCAAAAGACAACAAAGAUGAAUUUUCUAUGUCUGAAGAAAAAUAUCGAAAGCGAUCCCUAAAGUUGUUAAUAGAAAUUAGAGAUGGGAUUAACCGAUUAUUAAACACACCGAGUAUCAGUGGAGCUAUCAAUAUAAUUAAAGUUAAUGACAUUUCAGAACUAUAUGCUGCAAAUGAUGAAUUGAAAGAUGCAGCAGUAAUGAGAAAUGCUAUAGAAAUGUUAAAAUGUGUAGGAGGAAAUGAUUGUGGCGAAAUGGUGCGCAAUAUUUUAGACGGGUUGUUUAGCAUUUCUGUAAUAUCGAAAGUGAACAUGAAAGGGUCAUCUAGACAGGGAGAAGCAAAGAUAGCAUUUAAGAAUUUAAAAUUCUUUAGUUUGAUUCAAGAGGUAGUCACCAGGUAAUACAGUCACGUUUCAACAAAAGAACUUACAGCAGCUAUAGGAAAUAAGCUAAAGAAUUCUCCUGGACAACUAAAACGCGAUCAAGCAUCAAGUUGAAA
This is a messenger RNA of Hydra vulgaris (swiftwater hydra), 673 nucleotides long. RefSeq lists its product as uncharacterized. The record is from RefSeq and is a predicted model, not a curated record. NCBI's taxonomy places the organism in Eukaryota, Metazoa, Cnidaria, Hydrozoa, Anthoathecata, Hydridae.